Molecule: messenger RNA, 2307 nt
Organism: Belonocnema kinseyi
Lineage: Eukaryota; Metazoa; Arthropoda; Insecta; Hymenoptera; Cynipidae
Product: phospholipid phosphatase 5
Exons: 6
Coding region: 381-1133 (250 amino acids)
Biological process (GO): phospholipid metabolic process
Molecular function (GO): phosphatidate phosphatase activity
Source: RefSeq, a predicted model, not a curated record
AACAUAGUUACCCUCUUUGUUUAUGUUUCUAUUUAAUUCAGAGUCAUCAUUAGCAGCACAAUCUAUAAAAUAGAACUAAUAAGAAAAUUAAAUUUAGUUUUUAAAUUUGUAAACAAAAUUUAAAAAGACCUGGGUGGUAACAACCCAAUCGGUAAUUUGGAACCGAUUAAUUGAUUCAGUCCCAUCACAGUCCGCCUCUGAUUUAAUUCAUAUACUUUCUUAUUUUGCUGUAUGUACAUAUAAGUGUUGAGAGUGUUGAGUUUUGGCUGGGAAACAGCAAAAAACACAAAUCCGUGAAUGAAUUUGUUCAAAAACUGUUCUGCAACAAACGUCAGCGUUUUUAUCGCUUUCAUAAGAAAUGAUAAGAGAAAUAUUUAGACAUGAUUGUGACAAACAAGACUGAAUUUUCUAAGGGUUUCUGGCUAGAAAUUAUAUUUCGUGUGUUCUUGGCUGUAUUAUUUUUGAAGUUGGAAAAUUCGGAGCCCUUUGAAAGGAAAAUUCAGCCAGAAGAACUUUGGUUGUACAGAAAUCCAAGGAAGGAUGAUUACGUACCAAUAAAUAUAUUAUGGCCGCUCGUGUUUGUUCCUCCAGUUAUAAUAAUUGUUAUCACAUUUCUGAUAAAUGCAGACAAAUUCGAUCUUCGACAGGGAAUACUUUGUUCAACUCUAGCCCUAGGAUUAAAUGGAAUUUUAGUCGAUAUGUGUAAACUAAUCGUAGGCAGACCAAGGCCAGAUUUUUUUUGGAGAUGUUUUCCGGAUGGAGAAACAAACUUAGAAAUAAAAUGUACUGGCGAUCAUCAAGUUGUGAUGGAAGGCAGGAAAUCAUUUCCAAGUGGACAUUGUUCUUUUGUCUUCACGAGUUGUGGAUUUAUUUCGUUCUACUUAGCUGGGAAAUUUCGGACAUUUACAAUAGCUGGAAAAGGAAAUUCUGUGAAGUUAUGUGCAUUUGUAAUUCCAUUAUUGAUCGCACUUAUCGUAGCUUUGAGUCGAACAUGCGAUUACCACCAUCAUUGGGAAGAUGUGCUAGUUGGUUCUCUCAUAGGAUUGUCGAUGGCCUAUAUGUGUUAUAGGCAUUACUAUCCACCUUUAGACUCCCAAUUUUGUCAUCGACCCUAUUCGAAUAGUGCUAAUUAGUUUUUUACCAAAAUUGAAGUAAUAUAUAAUUUAUUACCUUUUACCUGUAAAUAAAAGCAUUGGUUCACAGUAUAUUACAUGAAAUAGAUCAUGAUUAUGGAAAGACAGAAAUUAUUUUGUGACUGUAAUUCUGUGAGUUAGUGCUUAAAUUAUUAUUAUCAUGAUAGACAGAUAACAAAAACAUUAUUCUAUAUAUCCUUAAUGACUAAUUAAUAUAUUGAAAACACCCUGAUAGAAAACAGACUUUUGUAUAAUAACAAACCUAUAUUAUCUGUAUAGAGUUUACAUAAUAUACGAGAGGCUUAUUUUCAUUCUCAUAUAAACAUGUCAGUAACAUUGUAUUGUACAUAACAAAAAAUGUCACUCAGCGGAAAAAGGCUUUGAUUAAUUUAGUAUAAAUUACCAUUAUUACGGCGUGAAUUUAACGAAAUCAUCAAAAGCGCUGUUUUUAUUCUGAAUUUUUUCCAUUCUCUCAAGAUUGUUAAACAGAAACGCUUAAACUUAUAUAAUAGGGACAUUUAAUAUUGUUUUACAUAUUAAAUUAUAUAUUAUAAAAUUAUUAAACACACCAGUAUACUGUAAAAAAACUUGUUUUACAAUUUAUAUUUAAAAAAGAAAAAUUCGCACACAUUUAAAAUUCCUGUUUCUGUCGCGCCCAUUACGCAAUAUUGAUGUGACGUAGUAUGCCUUCAAAAUCUUGUAAAUAAGCCGGGAAAUUCAGGGUUUUUUUCAUGAAAUAGGAUUGCUGUUAUUGUUAUUUUGUGCCUAAAUGUAAGAAUACCUCUGCAACAAAUCCAGGUAAAUUAUUUAUAUCUAUACCCAAAGAUAAGGAAAGAAAAAAGUGGUACACAAAAUUGUUCAGCGUGUCAUGUGCCCUAGAAAACUUUUAUUUCUACAGUCUAUAAAAAAUCUAUAAAAAAAGUGAGAUUAAGUUAUCCAGAUGCAAUUUUGUUAAUAUUGCCGAGGGGUCAUUCACAUUCGAAUCAAGAGUUUUAGCGUUUGAAAUCUAUAUAAAAUCAAAUGUAACCAGCAAAACGCGCGCGCGUGUGUGUGCAUGUGUGAGCGUGAGUGCAUGUGUGCGUGUAUGUGUGCAUUCUAGCGUGUGAAAUUGGAGGUGAAAAUAAUAAACUCUUGAGCACUACAAUUUUGGCAACUAAUAAAAUUUCGAAUCCAU